This is a messenger RNA of Pichia membranifaciens NRRL Y-2026, 696 nucleotides long. RefSeq lists its product as hypothetical. Gene Ontology annotation, cellular component: COPII-coated ER to Golgi transport vesicle; Golgi membrane; endoplasmic reticulum membrane. Gene Ontology annotation, biological process: endoplasmic reticulum to Golgi vesicle-mediated transport. NCBI's taxonomy places the organism in Eukaryota, Fungi, Ascomycota, Pichiomycetes, Pichiales, Pichiaceae. The record is from RefSeq and is a predicted model, not a curated record. The coding region runs from base 1 to 696 and encodes 231 amino acids. The transcript has a single exon. Gene Ontology annotation, molecular function: COPII receptor activity.
AUGUUUAUCCAGGUCCUUGCCGUACUGGGCUCUCUCACCGGGUUCAUAACCAUCACGCUCUCCGUGGCCGCAGGGCUCUACUACUUCUCCGAAAUCAUCGAGGAGAACCUCCAGCUCACAAAACGGUUCCUCUCGAGGUCAAUUCUCGUUGUCUCCGCCAUCCUCAUCCUCUUGUACCUCUUCGACGGAUUUCCGUUCAAGUUGACGCUCUUCACCCUUUUCUCCAACUACGUCUACAACCUGAACCUGAGGAAGUUCCCUAACAUCCAGCUCACAAACCCCGUUUUCGUCGUGUCCUGUCUGCUCGCCUUCGUCAACCACUACCUCUGGUUUAACUACUUCAACAACCCCUACAUACCCUCCAUCGACGAGAGACUCAGUGCCGGCUUCGUCCCUCCUUAUUACCCCUCAUUCACCGAGAUUGCAUCCUUUUUCGGCAUCUGUAUAUGGAUGUUCCCCUUUGCCUUGUUCAUCUCGAUAUCCUCAAACGAAAACGGUUUGCCAUUGUCGAACUCGGACCUUGCCACUGACUCCUCUUCCUUGGAGAACAACAAAAACGUCCAAAAAUCAGUCAACUUGGUGAGGUCUCUCAUCAAAAAGUCCUUGGCCUUUUUGUCCAACCUCUUCAACGCUCUGGGUAUCAAUUUGAAGUUCGCAAAGUCUGACUCAAGCAACCCCAACGAACUCUACAUCUGA